AACUAUUUUCACGAAUAUCAAAUUUUACUAUAUUCAUGUUUUUUAUUAAUCGUUAACCACUAUUAAUCGUCAUCUGUCUAGUGUCUACGUUGAUUAACUAAGAUGGAAAAUCAAGAUACUUCACAUUGUCCUCCGUCAUCUCUCCGGCCACCGCCUUUACAACAACCUCAGCGGCCACCUCUUUCACAACUUCCGCCGCCUGAACAGGGCAGAGGCGCAAUACCGCGAGAUUUAAGACCUGUUCGGGGUCGCAGAGUUGCCCAUCAUGAAUCACGAAAUGCUGAUGUAAGGAUUAAUCCUUAUCACAGAAAUUUGGAAAAUGCCGCGGUGUUUAUUGCUAAAUUUAUUAGUGCUAUCAACAAAGAAACUGAGAAUGAUUUAAUUAAUAGAAGAAAUAGACAACAUCAAGAGGAAGAUAGAGAGUGAAAUUGUAGUUAUACAAAAAAUAAA
Messenger RNA from Nasonia vitripennis (jewel wasp), 450 nucleotides. RefSeq lists its product as uncharacterized. Bases 103 to 426 code for a protein of 107 amino acids. Lineage: Eukaryota; Metazoa; Arthropoda; Insecta; Hymenoptera; Pteromalidae. The transcript is spliced from 3 exons. The record is from RefSeq and is a predicted model, not a curated record.